CGCAUCGCAUCCACUCGUCAUACACAACCCAUCUUCGGCAACUCCUCAAGACUGCCCAACAUGGAUUCUUACGACGCCGAGAAGGCCGCAGAGCUGAAGAAGCGCAGAGCUUUCCGCAAGUUCUCUUUCAGAGGAGUCGAGCUGGACGCUCUCCUCGAUCUCCCAAACGAGGAAUUCGUCAGCCUUUUGCACUCCCGUGCCCGUCGUCGCAUUGGCAGAGGUCUUAAGCGCAAGCCGAUGAACCUCAUCAAGAAGCUGCGCAAGGCCAAGAAGGAGGCUCCCCCCAACGAGAAGCCUACCAUGGUCAAGACCCACUUGCGCGACAUGAUCAUCGUCCCCGAGAUGGUCGGUUCCGUCAUCGGUGUCUACAACGGUAAGAUCUUCAUGCCCAACGAGAUCAAGCCCGAGCAGAUUGGACACUACACUGGCGAAUUCUCCUGCACAUACACUCCCGUCAACCACGGAAAGCCAGGACCUGGUGCUGUUCUCCGAUUCGUUCCCACCAAGUAAAUGCUUGGGUUCAAGCCGACAAAAGGUGGCAUUUUAGUCACCAAUGUACACUUCACGCACUGCUGGUUUUGACUUGAACCAGGACACAUAUGCAAGCGCUUUGGCGUAUUUCACGCAACUAAGACUAGUCUCGAGCUA
Molecule: messenger RNA, 648 nt
Organism: Ceraceosorus guamensis
Lineage: Eukaryota; Fungi; Basidiomycota; Exobasidiomycetes; Ceraceosorales; Ceraceosoraceae
Product: putative 40S ribosomal protein S15
Exons: 3
Coding region: 61-510 (149 amino acids)
Biological process (GO): translation; ribosomal small subunit assembly
Cellular component (GO): ribosome; cytosolic small ribosomal subunit
Molecular function (GO): structural constituent of ribosome
Source: RefSeq, a predicted model, not a curated record